Messenger RNA from Saccostrea cuccullata (small rock oyster), 1689 nucleotides. RefSeq lists its product as uncharacterized. Gene Ontology annotation, molecular function: zinc ion binding. The coding region runs from base 1 to 1689 and encodes 562 amino acids. The record is from RefSeq and is a predicted model, not a curated record. NCBI's taxonomy places the organism in Eukaryota, Metazoa, Mollusca, Bivalvia, Ostreida, Ostreidae. The transcript has 5 exons.
AUGGCAGCUUCAGAACUCCAUGACAGGGCUCAAGAUGUAAAACGCUGUCAACUUUGCCUCGGAAAAGACAGAAAGUCGGUUGCAGAAACUGUGUGUAACACUUGUAAAGUUAAUCUAUGUAAGGAUUGUGUAGGUCAUCAUAUGAUUUCUAGUCCCAAUAUUAAACACGAUGUUGAUACUUUUGAAUUUAAAAAAAUUGAAAUCAUUCCAUCGUAUUGCAUUGUCCACCAGGAACAGAAAUGUGAAAUGUUCUGUGAACUAUGUGAAUCCCCAAUAUGUCAGAAAUGUCUAGCCUCUGGAUCUCAUGAAAAUCACGCUGUGUCGCGAAUUUCUGAAAUUUAUAGCUCCAAACUGGAGCUCAUCAGACAUGACUUAAAUGAACUUGAAACUAGUAUUGCACCUUUGUUUGAAUCAAUUCUCUCAGAAAUAGGAACGAUGUCAUCAAGCAUUGCAAAAAAACAUGUUGACAGACAACAAACUAUACAUGAACUUGGUAAAAAAUGUCACAAGUGUGUAGAUAAUGUCAUUGAAAAAUGUCUGAGUGAUUCCAGGAAGAUGGAAAAAGAGGAUAAUGAUUCAAUUCAGGGCUUGAAAUCAGAGUUCAGGAAUCGAAUCUCAUCAAUUCAAUCGAUAAUAAUUGAAAACCAGUCUACCAUUGUCUCGAAUGAUUCAUCCAAAAUUCUCAACUAUACUUCACAAAAUGGAAAAUUUAGAAUAAUUCCCUCUAGAUUUGAUUUGACAGUGCCAGAAUACAGACCCACAGAAUUUUUAGAGGAUGCAUUGAGCAGGAUAAUUGGAAACAUACCAGAAACAAGAAAAACUUGCAUUCAGGGACAGAUCCUAAGAGCUCCCCAACAUGUUCUUUCUUUAGAGAGACCGAUGAAACAUGUUCUUUCAAUUGAUUUGCCACAUAGAGUAAGAAAUAUAAAUAUUAAAAAUAUCAAUGACAUGUUUCUCAAAAUAGCUUGUGUUCCAAACACAGAUGAAUUCUAUGGCUGUGGUUUAAUUGGAAUCAUUAAACACAUGAACACAGAAGGAAAGUUGCUGGAGGAAAUCACCAGCGGAGGAUUGUUAGGUCCUAAAGAUUUGACAGUCACAAGGGAGGGACUACUGAUGUGCAGUGAUGUUGUUGAUAAGAAAAACAAGAACCUUGAUAUUAUUGUGAGUGACAGAAAUUCCAUAUUAGUGUUCAAAAAUGAAGGACAAUACAGGUUUACCUAUGAUAGAAAGCCUCAUACAAAGGAAUACAACAAACCCUUUACUCCAAGUGGAGUUACCACAGACAGUGGAAGGGAGAUUUGGGUCCCUGACAGGAAAUUAGGGGACAAUACCAAUCUCACCGGGAAUCAUGCCACUAAAGGUGGAAUUCUACGGUUCCCAGGUCUUUGGAACAACCAUGUGAGAUCCAACACAUAUGCCCCAAGUGUCAUCUCAGUAGCAGCUACAAACCAUGUACUAGUAGACAAAAAUGUGGACAUUUACUUAGCACCAACCACAACUCCUGAAACAGAUCACAGCUACAGCAGACCACCUGUAGACAGGUUUCUAACAACCCGUGAUGAUGUUGAAGAUAAAGGUACGCAGACAGACCUCACUUCCGAAGACAUGAACGAUACUCUCAGAGAAAAUGAACAAUUAAAGGCAAAACUCAAUGAUAAACAUUGCACUUCCCAGAAACCUCAUCAUUGA